Messenger RNA from Cynoglossus semilaevis (tongue sole), 3803 nucleotides. RefSeq names its product pheromone-regulated protein PRM7-like. Gene Ontology annotation, molecular function: protein binding. NCBI's taxonomy places the organism in Eukaryota, Metazoa, Chordata, Actinopteri, Pleuronectiformes, Cynoglossidae. The record is from RefSeq and is a predicted model, not a curated record. The coding region runs from base 288 to 3503 and encodes 1071 amino acids. The transcript has 11 exons.
CAGUUGUUUGAGUCUUUUCCAUGUUUGUACAUAUUUGCAUGAAGUUCAAUGCUUCUGCUGUGUCCAGUGUUAUCAGGUCAGUGUUGCACUGUUGACUUCCUGUUGUAGCAUCACACCUACGUUUUUACUGUAUUUGGUUAGAUCUGUUCAUGGGCUAUUUCCUGGUCAGACGACACGCGCCUACAUCUCAGGUAAGUCGUUUAUACUUUAUUAAAUGUACAGUGUGCCUGUAGUCUGUCUAAUCUUACAGUAACUGUUUUGCAGUGCAAAAAUUGUAAAGGGAUAAAAUGAGAAUCUUCGCUCAUCAAGUAGAAGUCUGUGUUCUUAUAUCAGCUGCUGUGAUGUUGAUGUACGGCUGUGCAGCACAAGAAUAUUUCUUCAUGAGUAGACUUGUCACCUGGGAUGAAGCCAGGAACCACUGCAGGGUCUGUUUUAAAGACCUGGUAACUCUGACCCCAGAAAACAUCCAGACCAUUGCCAAGAAUCUGACCUCUGACUCCUGGGUUGGCCUGCGAAAGCAUUUCUAUCCCGAUACCAAUUUUACCACUUAUUUCAGUGCUCUCUCCAGAAUGGCCUGGACUCGCUGGGCCAACGGAGACCUCCUUACUUUUCAGAAUUGGUAUCCUGGACAGCCUGUAGUGAAGUCCCCCAGGCGCAGCUGCUUAGCAUCAACUACUGUGCCUGACUCCGGUUUAACCAGUGUCCCCGACCCAAGUGUGACCAACAUCACCAGUGUCCCCGUCCCAAGUGUGACCAACAUCACCAGUGUCCCCGAUCCAAAUGUGACCAAUGUCACUAGUGUCCCCGAUUCAAGUGUCACCAGCGUCAGCAGUGUCCCUGAUACAAGUGUAACCAGUGUCCCUGAUCCAAGUGUGACCAGUGUGCCUGAGUCCAGUGUAACCAGCUUACCCAGUGUCCCUGAUCCCAGCAUAACCAGUGUCCCUGACCCUAGUGUGACCGGCGUCACCAGUGUCCCCAAUCCAAGUAUGUCCAGCAUCCCUAGUGUCCCCGAUUCAAGUGUGACCAGCGUCAGCAGUGUCGCCGAUCCAAGUGUGACCAAUGUCACUAGUGUCCCUGAUACAAGUGUGACCAGUGUGCCUGAGUCCAGUGUAACCAGCUUACCCAGUGUCCCUGAUCCCAGCAUGACCAUUGUCCCUGCCCCUAGUGUCCCUGAUUUAAGUGUGACCAGUGUCCCCAGUGUCCCCGAUCCAAGUGUGACCAGUGUCUCCGAUCCAAGUGUGACCAGUGUCCCUGAUACAAGUGUGACCAGUGUCACCAGCGUCCCUGAUACAAGUGUGACCAGUGUCACCAGUGUCCCCGAUCCCAGUAUGUCCAGCAUCCCUAGUGUCCCCGAUCCAAGUAUGACCAGUGUCACCAGUGUCUCUGAUACAAGUGUGACCAGUGUCCUUGACCCCAGCAUCACCAGAGUUGCCGAUCCUGGUAUGACUAGUGUCCCAGAUUCCAGUGUGACCAGUGUCACCAGUGUCCCCGAUCCCAGUAUGUCCAGCAUCCCUAGUGUCCCCGAUCCAAGUAUGACCAGUGUCUCCAGUGUCUCUGAUACAAGUGUGACCAGUGUCCUUGACCCCAGCAUCACCAGAGUUGCCGAUCCUGUUAUGCCUAGUGUCGCUGAUACAAGUGUGACCAGUGUCACCAGUGUCCCCAAUCCAAGUGUGACCAGUGUCACCAGCAUCCCCAAUCCAAGUGUGACCAGUGUCCCUGACCCCAGCAUCACCAGUGUCGCCGAUCCCGGUAUGACCAAUGUCACCAGUGUCCCCAGUCCAAGUGUGACCAAUGUCACUAGUGUCCCUGACCACAAUAUCAUCAACACAACUGGUCUUGACAUGUCCAGCACCAUGGGCAGAUCCCCGUCCACAGAAGCAGACUCCUUGUGCUCCCACACAGACCCAGAAGAAGAGGAGGACUACAUUGAAGACUCCUGUGUGGCCAUGCUGACCUUUGGAGCUUGGGUUGAAAUAAGCUGUUCAGAGCUGUUGUCUUUCAUUUGUUAUGAAGAAAGUUAUUUGACCCAUGUCAACGUGAGUAGUGUGACGACCAACAGCGCUUCUGUCACAUGGCUGCCGGGGCCUGAUGGUGUCACUCAUUACCGCGUGGAUGUCGAAGGUGACAUAAACAUGUCGUACAAUCACACUAAUUUGACCUGUGACCUGUUCAACCUGACAGCAGGGACCCACUACUCUGUCAAGGUGUUUCCUGUGAAGUGUUCACGAGAAAUGACCCAACAGAAGGUCACCUUCUACACCAAACCCAACAGGAUCAAUGGCUCGUCAGUGUCGCUUUUAGAAACUGGGGUCGCUCUGACGUGGCACAGACCUGAAGGGAACUUAAAUUUCUAUCUCGUCAUGGAGGGCAAUAACACGAGACGGACUGAAUCUGAGGGCAUUGAGUUCAACGAUUUAAAGCCCGGAAAACAUUAUAUUUUCAAAAUUGUUACUGGAGUUAAUGGCAGUACAACCUGGAGUGAUGAGUCUACCAUUGAAACGUACACAAGGCCUGGUAAAGUGUCUGGUCUAAACUUGUCUGAGGUUACCGACAGUUCCAUCCUGCUCAAAUGGAAUCUUCCAGAGGGUAGAGCCGACAUUUUCAAAGUGGAGGUCAUAGUUGAUCAACAGAUAUGGUUUAACCGUAGUGUUCCUCGCAACAAUUCUAUUACGCUGCAGCAACUGAGAGUGACAGGCCUGCGUCCCGGGAUCAGUAUAUUGUUCAAUGUAACUUCAUUAAUUGAGAGUGAAUUGUGCCUGAUGGGACCACCCGUGUCCAUUAAUGGCUACACAGCUCCUAGACCAGUUACAGAUCUACAUCUGGAGACAACCAACAACUCCCUGAGCGCUACCUGGAACGGCACAUCCACAGCUGGUAACCAGCUCACCUUUGAUGUAGUGCUGCAGCUUGAUGGUAAAGUUGUUGAACAAGUGAACGAACUAAAUGUGACUCAGAAGGUCUUUGAACGACUGAAAUCAGCGGCUAAUUACACAGUGGUUGUAUACAGUCGGAAUAAACGUCAACGCGGCCCUGCAGUCAAAUGUUCCAUAUUCACCUUGCCAACUACACCACCUAGUGUUGAAGUUGUUUCUUCAAACAAGUCCCACAUCGAAUUUAAGUGGACGCCUCCUGAAAACACAGUAAACCCCUUUUUCUUCAUCAGCCUCAGUUCCAGCUACUGGGGCCAACACUGGAACAAGUCUUGGAUUAAUACCACAGAGUACAGGUUCGAAAACCUGAAAUCAGGAACCAAAUACCAGUUCGAAGUUCAAACCAUGACAGAUACAAGGAAGAGUUCUCCAAAACGUGUCUCAAAGUUCACAGAGAUGGCAGAGGAAAUGGAAGUUAGUCUCUCCAUGAUGUGCUCGUCCCCUGAACCUCUCCUCUGUGACAAGGAAGCUACGAAGGAUGGAGCGUUUAAGCAGCUAAAAGAGCAGUUAACCAAGGCUUUGGGGGACAGUGUCACCUGGAAACUAGAGAGGCAGAACUACAACGGUGACUGAGAGCAAGCCCUUUUCUCCUUUCAUGAACAGUUUUGUAAAAGCAGUUGGAAACCAGUACUAGAGGUAAAUCUGCAUGGUGUCCGACUUCUUUUGAGUGUGUUGAUGGAACCACUCUGUAAAAAGGUUUGAUGUUUAACAAGUACAAUUAAAUCAAAGAAGUCAAAGAAAGCAAUUAUUUCUUAGGUGCAAAUGCAUAUUUUUAGAUUUGAUUUUUAGAUUAGAUUUCAACUUUAUUGUCAUGACACACGUGUAAAAUGUUGACUUUAUUGGUCUAAUAUAUAAUAAAAAAUAUAAUGUGAG